AUGCCAGCGACCGACUAUGAUGCCCGCGCCCUGGCGCUCCCCCUCGACGAUGAAGAGACAGGCAUCACCCCAAUAUGGAGUCGCAGACGCACAUCUUCCUUUCGUCGCACCUCUUCAUAUCAUUCGCAACCAACAUGGCAGCAGCGCGUAAUGGAGAAAUAUACGAAUCUCAGCCGCCGCGUUCGCGACCAGUAUAACAAGUUAUCGCCUGUACAAAAAGUCCUCUUUGUCGUCGUCGGCAUAGUCAUGAGCGUCCUCAGCAUCUUGUUCAUGGUAUAUAACAAGAAGAUAUUUGGAGCGUUGUUGCCGAUUGCGAAGAAAUGGAGGGAUGUCACAGGUGGCUGGUUGAUACUAUGGGUGGCCAUCUUUAUCGUGUCUUUUCCACCGUUGAUCGGAUAUGCUUCUCUCCUUACUAUUACGGGCUUCGUCUACGGAUUCCCUAAAGGUUGGUUCAUAGCCGCUACCGCGACAGUUGCUGGCAGUACAGCCUCCUUCCUCCUCUCACGCUCCCUUCUCAAGAAUAUGGUGCACCGCCUCAUAGCAAACGAUACACGCUUCGCCGCCCUCGCCCUGACCCUCAAGCACGACGGCUUAAAGCUACUCAUCAUGAUCCGCAUGUGUCCCCUCCCAUAUUCGAUCUCCAACGGAGCCAUAGCAACAUUCCCAACCGUACACUGGGCCAGCUUUGCACUAGCUACUGCUAUAGUGACUCCAAAGCUGAUCCUACAUAUCUUCAUUGGCGCGCAGUUGGAAAAGAUUGCCGAGAGCGGGGGCAAGAUGGACCCGCGCACCAAAGCGCUAUCCUACAUCUCAAUCGCCAUCGGGUUAGUAGCGGGCAUAGUGACGGGCUGGUUCAUGUACCGCAAGACGAAGCAACGCGCCGCGCAGCUCGAGGCCGAAGAAAGAGCGGGCAUUCGAAGAGCGAGUAUAGAGGAUCUAGAAAAUGAGUAUGUGGAUGACCCGGAUGCCUUGGAGGCUGCGGAGCGGUUGAGGGAAGAUGAGGACGAUAUUAGUUUGAGGACGACGUGGGAUGAGGAGUAUAUGGAUGAGCCUCCCGAGACGGGCGAUGCCGUAGAGAUCGGGGAUGACCCUUUCAGAGACGGAGACGCAAGUGAUGAGGAGGCCAAAGGGAGGAAAUAG
Cucurbitaria berberidis CBS 394.84 is the source of this 1140-nucleotide messenger RNA. RefSeq lists its product as uncharacterized. Gene Ontology annotation, biological process: mitotic spindle elongation; vesicle-mediated transport. The record is from RefSeq and is a predicted model, not a curated record. Bases 1 to 1140 code for a protein of 379 amino acids. Lineage: Eukaryota; Fungi; Ascomycota; Dothideomycetes; Pleosporales; Cucurbitariaceae. Gene Ontology annotation, cellular component: Golgi membrane. The transcript has 2 exons.